Molecule: messenger RNA, 449 nt
Organism: Amphibalanus amphitrite
Lineage: Eukaryota; Metazoa; Arthropoda; Thecostraca; Balanomorpha; Balanidae
Exons: 2
Coding region: 22-441 (139 amino acids)
Source: RefSeq, a predicted model, not a curated record
UCUCCAAACCGUCGAGACGCCAUGAACCCCUCUACUGAAAUCGCGCCACCGACGAGCGCGGAGCCGGAGGUCGUAGGCGACUUCAAUGUGAAAUUUGUGCGACCGACGGCGAAGAGUCCGGCCCCGGACUACGAGGUCCCGGACUGGAUUUUUAGCCCGGAGCGGGCACCUCCAACCCCGUACUACGAUUGUUUCGUCAUGGAGGGCUACUUGGCGGCGGAGCGGUCGCGUUACAACACCGCCUAUCUGGCCAUGGCUGCCCCACGCGAGAGAGCCCGAGAGGCUACCGCCCUAGUGCGCCGGACGGCAGUCAUAAUAAGGUGGUUGGAAACGCGCCUGGCCUACCUGCCGACGCACGAGCGCGCCGCCAUGCGCCGUCUGUGUCGGGCGAUUGUCUCUUAUAGUGUUGCUGUUCGAAAUAAACCGUGCAUCAUUUUUUAAAGCCCCAA